Messenger RNA from Coregonus clupeaformis (lake whitefish), 2368 nucleotides. RefSeq names its product calreticulin 3b (gene calr3b). Gene Ontology annotation, biological process: protein folding. Gene Ontology annotation, cellular component: endoplasmic reticulum; endoplasmic reticulum membrane. The transcript is spliced from 9 exons. NCBI's taxonomy places the organism in Eukaryota, Metazoa, Chordata, Actinopteri, Salmoniformes, Salmonidae. Gene Ontology annotation, molecular function: calcium ion binding. Bases 106 to 1365 code for a protein of 419 amino acids. The record is from RefSeq and is a predicted model, not a curated record.
CAAUUCCGAAAUCGCUUUCCCUUCCUUGUGUCAUUCAAUGAAAUCACAAGACAUUUCCUUCAAGAGUCUCUUUCGAAGACAACGUUGAAGCUUGAGGCAGUCAAAAUGCAGGCCUUGGGAUCAUUCGCGAUAAUUCUGUCCAUACUUUCUGUGCAUGCUACCGUUUACUUUCAAGAACAAUUCCUUGAUGGAGCAGAUGCCUGGAAGACUCGCUGGCUGGACUCCAAGCACAAGGCAGACUACGGAGAGUGGAAACUGACAGCUGGUAACUUCUAUGGAGAUGCUGAGAAGGACAAAGGUCUCCAGACCAGCCAGGACGCCCAUUUCUAUGCCGCGUCGGCCCGCUUCCAGCCCUUCAGCAACGAGGGAAAGACUCUGGUGAUCCAGUUCACUGUGAAACACGAGCAGAAAAUCGACUGUGGCGGUGGUUACGUUAAGGUGUUCCCCUCCACCCUGAACCAGGCUGAGAUGCACGGAGACUCCCAGUACUACAUCAUGUUCGGCCCUGACAUCUGUGGCUACAGCACCAAGAAGGUCCACGUCAUCUUCAACUACAAGGGCAAGAAUCAUCUCAUCAAGAAGGAAGUCAAGUGCAAGGAUGAUGAGCUGACCCACCUGUACACGCUGAUCCUGAACCCAAACCAGACCUACGAGGUGAAGAUUGAUAACGAGAAGGUGGAGUCAGGCACUCUGGAGGAGGACUGGGACUUCCUGCCAGCUAAGACCAUCAAGGACCCUGAGGCCAAGAAGCCCGAGGACUGGGACGACCGCCCCAAGAUGGACGACGCUGAAGACACCAAGCCAGAGGACUGGGAUGUGGCUGAGAACAUCCCUGACCCUGAUGCUAAGAAGCCUGACGACUGGGACGAGGACAUGGAUGGAGAGUGGGAGCCUCCUGUGAUCCCCAACCCAGAGUACAAGGGAGAGUGGAAGCCGAAGCAGAUUGACAACCCCAACUACAAAGGAGCCUGGGUCCAUCCUGAGAUCGAUAACCCAGAGUACGCCGCUGACUCUACCAUCUACAAGUUUGAUGACAUCAGUGUCCUGGGUCUGGAUCUGUGGCAGGUGAAAUCUGGCACAAUCUUUGACAACUUCCUGAUCACAGAUGAUGUGAAGGAAGCAGAGGAGUUUGGAGCUGAGACAUGGGGUGUUACUAAGGAGCCAGAGAAGAAAAUGAAACAGGAGGAAGACGACAAGAAACGUAAAGAGGAUGAAGGGAAAAACAAAGAACAAGCCACUGAGGAGGAGGGUGAGGAGGAAGGUGAAGAGGAGGGUGAGGAGGAAGGUGAAGAGGAGGGUGAGGAGGAAGAGACGCCAGAGGAAGGAACUGAGGAAGAGGAGGCUCCAGGGAAAGAUGAGCUAUAGGGUGGCCUGGACAGAGCGUCUGUCUCUGAAUCCCAAUUCAACCCCUAACCACUAUGUCCUAGUCCAUGGUGUAGAUCUGAGAGAACCAGAAGGGUGUCCACAAUUUGGCUACAAUUCCAUCUGACCUAACAGAGGAUCUGCCAAUGAUCCAAUCCUCUGAGAUCUACACAAGUGCCUAUGGGGUAGGAGCUAGGGGUUGAUUUGCGAUUUGAGGGUGUCGGUCCCACUCUGGCACAAGUAACCAGGGAGUUAUCAUGGCUGCUAUGCAUCCAUCCCCUGAGAAGCCAACGGGCCCCAUCUCAGGUUACAAGCUUUACUGAAGUGUGUGUAUCCCAAAUUGCACCCUAUCUCCUAUAUACUGCGCUGCUUUUGACCAGGGCUCCUGGUGAGUAGUGUACUAUAUAGGGGAUAGGGUGCCAUUUGGGAUGCAGAGAGUGGGUGAUAUUGGACUUCAAGUGAUUCACACAUCAGUUUGUACGUUUUUAUUUCCCCCCUAUCCAGAUAUGACAUUCAUAGCUCCUUCCAAUCCAGCAUGUCAUGGUUGAUUGGCUAAUAUGUUCAGUGUCUUUAUGUUUACCAGCAGUCCAUUACUGUUGAACUGUGUAACAUUGCUAUAUUCCCCCCCAUUGCUAUAUUCCCCCUAUCAUCUACUCUGCCAUUUCAUCCAAAUCAUCUUAACUCACCAAGACGUUCACCGCUCUACAGUUAUUCACAAAGUCACUGGUUGUCAUCGUUUGGAAAUAAAUGUGUUCUUAUACCACUGAAUGUUUUUUUUAUUUUUUUUAAGUGGGACAGAUUUCAUAACAUGCCAUCUCAUAGACCUGGAUCUUCUUGUCAUUCAAAUGAGCUCAUCGUUAUUGUACUGUAUUCUCAUUACAUCAAUUUGUUUCGCACUGAAUUUCCCUACCGUUUCCUUGAUCUUUACUGUUUGUUUCCAUGUGUGUUCAAUGAGAUUACUUGCGUGGCCAUUAAAACAAAGUUGGGUUCUUUGCGUUUUGAUGAA